Nerophis lumbriciformis (worm pipefish) is the source of this 1716-nucleotide messenger RNA. The record is from RefSeq and is a predicted model, not a curated record. NCBI's taxonomy places the organism in Eukaryota, Metazoa, Chordata, Actinopteri, Syngnathiformes, Syngnathidae.
AUGACAUUACAAGAUUCUGCUGCGUCUUUUCUUGCAGGUAAUGAAAGAGGAGACAGCUAUUCGUUGCAGACAGAAGAGCAGCACCAGGAACCCCAAACUCUGAAGAUUGAUAGAAAAAGGAGAGAGGCCUGGUGGAGGCGAAAACACGCAGCCAAAGUGGACUCCUUUGCAUAUAGAAUAGCAGGUUUGGGGCGACCCCUGGCGGGUUGGAGAAUGAACAAGAAAGGAGAAGAUGAGAGCAGUACAUUAAUGGCUAUACUGAAGCAGCUUCAUGGUGAGAAGAAGCAACUUUUGGAUCAAGAGAAAGCACUGGGGAAGGAGGAAGAAGAUGAUGAUGAUGAUGACGACGAUGAAGAUGACGAUGAAGAUGACGAUGAUGAUGACGAUGAUGAGGAAGAGGAAGAAGAGGAGGAAGAAGAGGAAGAGGAGGAGGAGGAGGAGGAGGGAGCAGAAGAAGAGAAUAAGGAGGAGAGCAAGGGGAAGGAGCGGGGAGAGGAAGAGGCAAGUCAAGCUACCAGCCACCAGACUGAAUCAACCAGCAGUUCACCGGAGUCUUCCCUUGGUCAGUGUCUGACUGACAAGAGUGAAAUCAGCUGCAGGGAUGUCAGCAUGACUCACCUGCCAAUCAUCUACAACCUGGAGGCCACGAAAUUGGAUGUGGCAGAGAACAACAUCAGAACCAUUCCUCCAGACAUUUUCUCUGGCCUGCCAAACCUAGAAGACCUGGACCUUAGUAAAAACCAACUGGAUGAUGAUUCAUUCAGCCGAAACCCACUGUCUAACUUGACCUCUCUGAAAAAGCUGAACUUAGAUGGGAACCAGCUCACAAUGAUCCCGACUCUGCCUCCGUCUCUUGAAGAACUGAGCGUAAACAGCAACAAGCUCCAAACCCUCUCCUCGCAUUGUUUCACAGGGUUGAUGAACCUGUUGAACCUGGAACUGGAAGGGAACAGUCUCCAUGACAGUGUUGUGUCACCUCAAGCAUUUAAACCCCUCAAGAGACUUCUUCACCUCAAACUGGAGAACAAUAAGUUCCGCUUGCUCCCGCAGGGCCUUCCCCGCUCUCUGCAGACCUUAGAAAUGGAGGAAAAUCUGAUAGAGAAGGUGACGGCAGAGGCACUGAGGGGUUGCAGUCAUUUGAAAAUGCUUGACCUGAGUCACAACCUCCUGAGUAACAAAGGCCUUGCCCAAGAUGUCUGGAACCGCCUGAGAAGACUUGAAGUCUUGGACCUCUCUUCCAAUCAUCUGACAUCUGUCCCCAUAAACCUGCCUCGCCGUCUCCUAAAACUGAACCUGGAACAUAACAACCUCAGUCACAUCCCCCCGCUUACCUUUCGCCACCUGAGACCAGGCCUGCAGUCACUUCGUUUAUCUCACAAUUUCUUGAGGAAUGAGGGGAUUGAGCGGGGGUCUUUUGUUGGAAUGUUCCGCUCGCUUGUUGAGCUCCUGUUGGAUGACAACCAUCUCGGGGAGGUUCCUCAUUGGGUGCGACAGUUUAAAAACUUACAAGUAUUAAGGUUGGACAACAACUAUAUCAGACUGAUGAGGCGGUGGGAACUGUGUCAUCCCCGUAAAUCUGGUUCCACAUUGGCUUCAGUCCACUUAGAAAAUAACCUGUUGGUGCCAGAGAAGAUUCCGACAAAUGCCUUCUCUUGUCUCAAAGACGCGAACGGACUUGUUAUCUAUCCUCAACGGGAGGAUUUUCCGGAAAUGUAG